Molecule: messenger RNA, 747 nt
Organism: Penicillium chermesinum
Lineage: Eukaryota; Fungi; Ascomycota; Eurotiomycetes; Eurotiales; Aspergillaceae
Exons: 4
Coding region: 1-747 (248 amino acids)
Biological process (GO): vacuolar proton-transporting V-type ATPase complex assembly
Cellular component (GO): Vma12-Vma22 assembly complex; extrinsic component of endoplasmic reticulum membrane
Source: RefSeq, a predicted model, not a curated record
AUGGCCCAGAUCCCUACUCCUCCACCCUCAAGGGUUGGUUCUGAGGUGCCCGAGUCUUCCAAUGGCCAGCGGAAGCUCGCGGAGUCUUCAGCGAUCUGCUCGGAGUUAAAACACACGCUCGACGGCCUUCUGGAGCAAUAUUUGCUUCUCCUUGAUCAACAGCAAGAACUACACGCUGCUCUUUCGAAGAAGCUAUCUUCAGGGUUUCUUGCGCUUGCCCAUGCGAACUACACUUGCCCUCCCGGCCGCCGAUAUGGCACGGACUACUACGAUGAAAGGAUGAAAGCAACUCAGGGAAUUUCAAUACGGGAUCAAGAUACAGAGGAGCAUACAAACGAGACCAGCAGCACCGGCAAUGCUACCCCUGAUCAACAAAAGGCUGAAGAGAAGCCAGAAGAGAGCCAAGCGGGGGCAGUUGGCAAGGAGUCAGUUUCGCCCGCUGAUACCCACGACGAAUCAGAGAAAUCGACCCGCAAGACAGAUUCCCCAACCACAAGUUCACCGUCGCCAGAUCUGAAGGAUGAUUUAGGCCGUGCGAACGAUGAUUCCGGGGCCAAGCCUAAGAAGUUCCGUUCAAAUGACCCAAUUCAUUGGUAUGGGAUCUUGGUUCCACAAUCCUUGCGCAAUGCUCAGAAAUCCUUCCGUGAUGCCGUUCAGACCGACGUGCCAGAAUUGGCGGGAACGAUUGUCGAGAUGCGAGCCCUGGAAGAAAAGAUUGCCGAGCUACGUAAUAAGCUCGGUCCUUAA